AUCAGUGUUAGGGUUGCAGGAGACCUAAACAGAGUCACCAUGAAGCUGGGCUGUGUCCUCAUGGCUGGGGCCCUCUACCUUUCCCUUGUUGUGCUCUGGGCAGCCCAGACGCUACUGGCUGCCAGUUUCAAGACGCUGCAGUGUGAGGGGCCUGUCCACACCGAAGAGAGCAGCUGCCACAUGGAGGAUGACUUGACUGACCCAAGGGAAGAUGGCUUCCAGAUCAAGGGCUACACUUUCAGUGAACCCUUCCACUUGAUUGUAUCCUAUGACUGGCUGAUCCUCCAAGGUCCAACCAAGCCAGUAUUUGAAGGGGACCCGCUAGUUCUGCGCUGCCAGGCUUGGCAAGACUGGCCACUGACUCAGGUGACCUUCUACCGAGAUGGCUCAGCUCUGGGUCCUCCUGGGCCUAACAGGGAAUUCUCCAUUGCCGUGGUACAAGAGGCAGACAGCGGGCACUACCACUGCAGUGGCAUCUUCCAGAGCCCUGGUCUUGGGAGCCCAGAAACAGCAUCUGCCGUGGCUAUCACAGUCCAAGAACUGUUUCCAGCCCCAAUUCUCAGAGCUGUACCCUCAGCUGAACCCCAAACAGGAGGCCCGGUGACCCUGAGCUGUCAGACAAAGUUGCCCCUGCAGAGGUCAUCUGCCCGCCUCCUCUUCUCCUUCUACAAGGAUGGGAGGACAGUGAGAAGCAGGGGCCUCUCCUCAGAAUUCCAGAUCCCCACAGCUUCAGAAGAUCACUCUGGGUCAUACUGGUGUGAGGCAACCACUGAGGACAACCAAGUUUGGAAACAGAGCCCGCAGCUAGAAAUCAGAGUGCAGGGUCCCCUCGCCUCUGCUGCACCUCCCACCUCAAAUCCAGCUCCUCAGAAAUCAGCUGCUCCGGGAACUGCUCCUGUGGAGCCCCCUGGGCCUCUGCCUCCACCGCCAGCUCCAUCUUCUGAAGAUCCAGACUUCUCUUCUCCUCUGGGGAUGCCAGAUCCCCAUCUGUAUCACCAGAUGGGCCUUCUUCUCAAACACAUGCAGGAUGUGAGAGUUCUCCUCGGUCACCUGGUCAUGGAGUUGAGGGAAUUAUCUGGCCACCACAAGCCUGGGACCACGAAGGCUACUGCUGAACAGAAGUAAACUAUUCACCCAUGAUCCUGCUUAACCACCCCAACAAAUCCAAUUCUUUCUAUUUUUUCUCUUCCUGUCCUGCACACAUGCAUACGUACUUUUACAAGUUGUCCCAUUGUCUUGUUAGAAUAAUGUAGAUAGGUGAGUGUAAAUAAAUUUGUAUAAAGUAAGAAUUGGAGUUUAGCUAUAAUUGUGUAUUCUCUCUUAACAUAACAGAAUUCUGCUCUUUACAUCAGGAAUUUCUGUUAUGCAGACCAGAAUUUUGUGAUUUAAAGAGAACUAAUGGAGGUGGAUUUAAUGCAGCAGUCUCAACUGGGGGCAAUUUUGCCCCCCAGAGGACAUUGGGCAAUGUUUGGAGACAUUUUGCUCAUCAUAAUUGGGGGGUUGUGGGGUGCUGGGAUGUGUGCGCUGCUGGCAUCUAGUAAGCAGAAGCCAGGGAUGCUGCUAAUCUCCUGUGAUGCAUAGGACAGCACUUCACAACGAAAGAUAAUCUGUCCCAAAAUGUCAGUUGUACUGAGUUUGAGAAACCCCAGCCUAUGAAACCCUAGAUGCUGGACUCCAGCGUGGGACUUUGCCCGUUGUAAUUAUUAUCUCCUUCCGCCUCGUUCAGCUAGUCUCAUUGAUGUACUAGUCUUUGGUGGGCACUGUGGGCUGUGCUUUAGUUUAAGUUUGUGUCCCCUCAAAAGCUGUAUGCUGAAAUCCUAAUCCCCAAGGUGACGGCAUUAAGAAGUGGGCCUUUGAGAAGUAAUUAGAUCAGGAGGGCAGAGGCUUAUGAUUAGGAUUAGUGCCCUUAUUUAGAAAACGCCCCAGAGAGCUAACGAACACUUCCACCACAUGAGGACACAUGGCAAGAAGGUGAUGCAUAUGAGGACCAAAAAACAGCUGUCACCAAACAUGGAAUCUGUUGUCGUCUUGAUCUUGAACUUCCAGUCUCUAGAACUGUGAAAAAUAAAUUUUUGUUGUUUAUAAGCU
This is a messenger RNA of Callithrix jacchus (white-tufted-ear marmoset), 2088 nucleotides long. RefSeq names its product Fc receptor like A (gene FCRLA). Gene Ontology annotation, biological process: immune response; cell surface receptor signaling pathway. NCBI's taxonomy places the organism in Eukaryota, Metazoa, Chordata, Mammalia, Primates, Cebidae. Gene Ontology annotation, molecular function: transmembrane signaling receptor activity. The record is from RefSeq and is a predicted model, not a curated record. Gene Ontology annotation, cellular component: external side of plasma membrane.